Molecule: messenger RNA, 1242 nt
Organism: Oryza brachyantha (malo sina)
Lineage: Eukaryota; Viridiplantae; Streptophyta; Magnoliopsida; Poales; Poaceae
Product: NADPH-dependent aldehyde reductase-like protein, chloroplastic
Exons: 1
Coding region: 34-804 (256 amino acids)
Molecular function (GO): oxidoreductase activity
Source: RefSeq, a predicted model, not a curated record
CCAACCCAUUGCAAUCGAGAGCUCGAGACAAAAAUGGUCGCCUCGUCGGAGCAGGCGGCCCAGCCCCUCUUCGGCCGCGUGGCCAUCGUGACCGGCGCGUCGCGCGGCAUCGGGCGCGCCAUCGCGGCCCACCUCUCCGCGCUCGGCGCCAGCGUCGUCGUCGGGUACGCGUCCAGCGCCGAGGAGGCCGACGCGCUCGCUGCGGAGCUCCCCCGCGCCGUGGCGGUCAAGGCCGACGUGGCCGACGAGGCAGGCGUCCGUGCCCUGUUCGACGCCGCCGAGUCGGCCUUCGGUGCCGGGGCGCACAUCCUCGUGGCCAACGCCGGCGUGCUCGACGACAGGUACCCCCACCUGGCGAACACCCCCACGGCCGACUUCGACCGCACCAUCGCCAUCAACCUGCGCGGCGCGUUCCUCUGCCUCCGCGAGGCGGCGAACCGCCUCCCCCGCGGCGGCGGCGGCCGCAUCGUGGCUAUCACCUCGUCGGUGGUCGCGUCGCUGCCGCUGGGCUACUCGGCGUACACGGCGUCCAAGGCGGCGGUGGAGGCCAUGGUGCGGACGAUGGCGAAGGAGCUCAAGGGGACGCGCAUCACGGCCAACUGCGUCGCGCCGGGCCCCGUGGCGACGGACAUGUUCUUCGCCGGGAAGGACGACGAGUGGGUGCGGCGCACCGUGGAGGCCAACCCGAUGGGGCGGCUCGGCGACCCCGGCGACAUCGCAGCGAUGGUCGGCUUCCUCUGCACCGACGCCGCCGAGUGGACCAACGGCCAGGUCAUACGUGUCAACGGUGGAUACGUCUCUUGAGGUUGUUGGUGAGUGGCACGAAACGUCGCGUGUUAGAAUGUUGCAGAAAACUGGAAUAAAUUUGGGAACAUUUGAUACGAUUUAAAUCAAAUGGAAUAAAAGUUCGGUUUGAACCAAUCGAUGUGGUCAAAAUCAAUGCUAUGUGUUAAAUAUUUGGAUUGAUCUAAUUCAUUCAUAGGAGUGAUCUUAUCCAUCGAUAUGCAAAGGUGGUUAUUGGAAGGAUGUUUAUUCUCUAGGAGAAACACACCUUUCUCUUCCCUAACGGAUGCCUUUGUGAGACGAGUACAACGUUUACUUCCACGAUGUGAUUCACAUCGUAUUCUCUAUGUAUAUAUUGAAUUGAUGAUGAAUGGAACAUUUUUUUUCUCUCUGUCAUACUUUCUCACAUUAUGGUUGAACCAAAUCAUCCAUCAACCGCAGCUUUUUCCUACUGCACAC